AUGUCAGGACGUGGAAAAGGAGGAAAAGCCAAGACCGGAGGAAAGGCCAAAUCUCGUUCAUCGAGAGCCGGACUUCAAUUCCCGGUCGGUCGUCUUCACCGUAUUCUCCGCAAAGGAAACUACGCUAGACGAGUCGGAGCCGGAGCCCCAGUCUACUUGGCCGCCGUUCUCGAAUAUUUGGCAGCCGAAGUUUUGGAAUUGGCCGGAAACGCCGCCAGAGACAACAAGAAGAGCCGUAUCAACCCAAGACAUUUGCAAUUGGCCGUCAGAAAUGACGAGGAAUUGAACAAACUCUUGUCUGGUGUCACCAUCGCUCAAGGAGGAGUCUUGCCAAACAUCCAAGCUGUUUUGUUGCCAAAGAAGACUGCUGGAGACAAGGAAUAA
Messenger RNA from Caenorhabditis angaria, 384 nucleotides. The record is from the annotation of a GenBank genome assembly. NCBI's taxonomy places the organism in Eukaryota, Metazoa, Nematoda, Chromadorea, Rhabditida, Rhabditidae.